Molecule: messenger RNA, 1886 nt
Organism: Pararge aegeria (speckled wood butterfly)
Lineage: Eukaryota; Metazoa; Arthropoda; Insecta; Lepidoptera; Nymphalidae
Product: histone-lysine N-methyltransferase trithorax-like
Exons: 6
Coding region: 106-1884 (592 amino acids)
Source: RefSeq, a predicted model, not a curated record
ACGAACGCCGCCGCAAAAAAACAAGUUUCCAAUCCUAAGACUCAAGCUGACUUCCCAUUAAAUACUUCAGUAUUCUGUGUUAGUGCUUCCGCUUGAACGAGAAAAAUGAAGACUAUUUUUCUACUCCUCGCACUCGCUCUUUGCGCUCGCUCUGAAGACGCAAACAAAACCAGCCAGCCGGUGGAAACUCAAAACAAGGACAAACGACAGACCGAAGAGGGCACUCAGCAACUUGUUUAUAGGACAGCAAGAAAACAGGAACAAAUAGCUCCUGUUGAAGAAAACCAGGAAGAUGAAAAAGGACAAAGAGGUGGAUCCGAAGAAUAUCGGCCGGGUCAGGUGUAUUCCCUCAACGUGCAAGAGCUUCUAGAACUGCAGCCGGAGAGAAAAGCACCUCUUGGAAGUAGUCAGCAGUUACAACAGUUGUACCCCAACCAACAGCAAGAGCACAGGCAAAAUCUGCAACAGUUUUAUUACUUGGAGCCGCAACUGAGUCGUCAGUUUGCUCUUCAACCAUCACACACUGUAAUCGCACGUCCACAUUAUUCAUCUUAUGGCGGGGAAGCAUCAGUGGGAGCGGCGCUCUCUGUCAGUGAUACCGGAGCAAGUUCAUCUGAAGGGUUGGACCAAGAACUCCUAGCUCUCCUUGGACACCAAAUAAGACAAGAGGACACACGCCCUCAGACGUUUACGCAAACCCAGCAAAUACCUAAAUUACAAGCACAAAGCGUCGCGAGUCAAUAUCAGCCGGUGGAUGUGCCUUACACACCUAAACCAGCUAAGAAACCAUUAAAACUCCGCUCCAAAAUUCAAACCGCUUCAACGCCAACCUCAGCUCCUCAACAAUACUUAAUAGAAACAACCAACGUGCAACAGCAACAACCACAGCAACAUCAACAACAGCAGCAACAUCAACAACUUCAGCAACACCAACAACUUCAGCAACAUCAACAGCUUCAGCAACUUCAACACCAAUUCCGUCCAAUCCCGCAAACUCAGAGAGUCCCGCAGACUUUACGCUACAUCCCAAUUCAAUCAGCACAGGCAGCUGUUCAGCAACCUUUAUAUGAAAGACCUGAAUCUCAAGGUCUUAAAGUUGUGCCCGCACCAAAACUUCAACAACUCAAUCCCCAGUACAGUAACUACAGAAUUCAAUACCAACAAGAAGCAUCUCCUAAGCAGUACCGAAUCAUCGACAAUCCCAGGGCUCAAUCAGUGAGACAAGAGCAACCCCACAUUUUAUCUAACGAAAGGCCAGUCACAUAUCUAAAACGAUUCCCAGAGCCUGAAAAACUACGAGUAGUACCAACAGAACAGAGUGUUCACGAAGGCUUAUCUUCAGGCCAACGUCAUGUCCAAAUCGCUGAUCAGUACUACUUACGGCCUUUAUAUAGAACUAACGAGCAAAGAGCUCGAUAUGAAGUACCACCUGCAACGCUUAGACCGACAGAACAAGCUAGAAGCUUUGAUACAGUAAAAACACCACUAUCUUCUAUUUACGUUAGCAAAAACAUUGCACCCAAAAAAGUAGCAAGACCUGUCGUACGAUAUGAGCAAGUUCCAAAAUUAGAGCAACCUUUAAGAGAACAAACUUACAGAAUAGAGCAAGCUAGUACAGAUCAAGUAAAUGUUGAGCAGCAUACUCAAAGUAUUGAGGAACAAAGAUCACAUUUGCCACCACCCAGAAAUAGCAAAGCAUAUACUCCUGAGGAAUUCGCGGCCUUGGUAGCUGCAGGAUAUUCGGUGACACCCAUACCUGUAACUCAAACAGGUACUCAAGUGGCCCAAUCAAGAUCUUUAUCUGAACCCAUAACAGUUCAACAGCGUAGGCUUUACGGUCGACGCCAUCAGUAUCUCCCUUUGAGAGGAGAUGAUGCACCAUGAAU